This is a messenger RNA of Juglans microcarpa x Juglans regia, 3238 nucleotides long. RefSeq names its product zinc finger CCCH domain-containing protein 38-like. The record is from RefSeq and is a predicted model, not a curated record. Lineage: Eukaryota; Viridiplantae; Streptophyta; Magnoliopsida; Fagales; Juglandaceae. Gene Ontology annotation, molecular function: metal ion binding.
GCAUCAGAUUUUCACAUUAAGUCUUUUUCCUGGAAAGGAAGUUGAGCAUGUGGCUCUGGGGAAAACUACUUUGGUUAUCACUUUGAGGUGUCCAGGAACAGCGUCCCGACUAAUCCCUUGGGUGCACAGGUCCUCGGUAAGGAGUUUCCCGCAAGUGCACCUCGGAUUGUACCUGGUUCUACUAAAAGGAGGUGGUGAGGAUUUUGUUCUGGGAGAGAUGAGUGGAAGCGGCAGAAGACGUAGUUCUAAGUGGGAUUUGAGAGAAGAAGAGCGUCACUUUGAAUCUGAAAAUGUACAAGAUGAUUCUUGGCCCAGAAAAGCUGGUACUUAUCAUGAUAAAGAAUUGGAAACUGGAUGGCUCUCUCCAGGGGUUGCUGGCAAUAAUAAUUCAAAAUGGUCUGAUGUGGAGGAAAAUGAUUUGCUAAAAUCAAAGCGUGAUGCGGCAUUGGCAUCAGGUGAACCUCUGCCGAGAAAUAGAGGCUCAGUUAAGGAUCAUAGCUACAAUAAAGGCCGCAACAGAAAUCUGGAAUCCAAUGUGGCCUGGGAUGGAGAUGGGAGUUACAGCACAAGAAUGUCUCCUGGUCUUGACGAGUGGAGAGGACCAAGCCACAGUCCCUCCCCUAAAAAUGUUUGGAGCAGGUCACUCAGAGGUAGGAGUAGAAGCAGGAGCAGGAGCAGGAGCAGGAGCCUAAGCAGGAGCAGAAGUCCUGUUCGUGGCAUCAGACGGGAAUCAGGAUUCCAUGACAGAAGUAGAAGCAGAGGAGCGUCAACUCAAGUAUGUAGAGAUUUUACUGCUGGGAGAUGUAGGAGAGGCAAUCAUUGCCAUUUUCUUCACCAGGGUAAUCAACAUCAUGAGGAUAACUGGGAGAGUAGACACAGGAAAGAUGGGGAUUCAAAAUAUUCCACCACUCAUGAUACUAGGGACUACACAUCAAGAAUUGGAAGAUCCACUCCAUAUUGUACUGAUUUUGUGAGAGGAAAGUGUCGGCGGGGGGCAUCUUGUAGGUAUGCGCACGAUGGUGCUUCUGAUAGUUUUGAUAAAGUGUCUGGAAAUGAUGCCAUCAGAGAAAGGGAAAAUCGUAGAAAUAGAGAUGCAUCUUUUGAGCGAGGCGGUGAGCCUGAACACCGCAGGGGUGGUGAUGUUCCUUGUAAAUUUUUCGCUGCAGGAAAUUGUCGUAAUGGUAAAUAUUGUCGGUUUUCUCAUCACAGUCCGGCUGACUUAAGUCCUGAUGGAAGGUCACGAGGUGAUAGGUGGGGGCUGGGUCGCAAUUCAGAUGAUGUGGACAGAUUAUGGGAUGGCCCAAAAUUGAGUGAAUGGAGCAAUACGGUUACUGUCUCAGACACUACAAAGAGCGAGGACAAAAGUGGAAAGUUGGGUGCCCCGGUAGCAAGGCUCCCUCGUUGGUCAAUCGAUGAUACUAGAUGGGGCCAUGGUAUGGACAAAGAGAAGAAAAGUUGUGGCGACCCGGCAGUUGAUAAAGCAGUUGAGAACAAUGAGAAGGCUGGCCACCUGUGGAUGGAGGAAAAUGCUGGUGCUAGCAUCGGUAUUUCUGAAUCAAGAGGUGCUGAGAAAUGGCUUGGUGAUAUGGACAUGUCUCCUGAUUGGAAUUAUGGAGUGCAGUCUGCAAACCAUGCUGUGAAAGAGGAGCAUGGUCAAAUUACUCAGGCUCCACAAUCUCUUGGUUCUUAUGAUCCUUCUUUGAUGGCUCGGGGACAGGAUAUAACUAAAGAGGCUUCGGUUCAGUUUCAUGGUGCUGCUGCAGCUGUGCAACCGAUCAUAAAUGAAAAAUCUUAUUUCAAACAGAACCACAAUUUGAUGGGGGAUGGUGCCAAUGUAGUAUCAUGCGACAAUAAGGUUGCUGUUGAAAAAACUGUUAGUUCAAGUGCUGAUCUAAACGUUUCUGCCAAUAUCAUGCCAGGACAAUGCUUCAACCAAAAUGGCCGGAGUUUGAGCUCCUUACCUCUUUCAAAUAUGAUUGCAGUUGGACAAAAUCAAGUGGUGACACCCAAUGCCCCUUUAAGAGGAGGUAGUGGAACAAUAAAAUAUCAACAAAAUUUAGCAUUCUCUUCAGAGGGAAAACCUCUUAUCCAACCAGAUAUUGGUGAUGAUAGUGCAUUACAAGUAAAUCCUGGAAUUCCUCCAAGUCAGAAUAUGGUAAGCGGUGAACAGCUCACCAAACUUACCAACCUUUCAGCUUCUCUGGCUCAGUUCUUUGGUGAUAGAAAGCAGCUUCCACAACUUUAUGCUGCUCUAAACUCCCAUAAUUCAUCGGAUAUUCCUUCCUUUACCAACCCUGAAGUGCCUCUUCAGCCAGUUUUGGCAGCACACGUUCAGAUAGAUCAAGCCAUCAGAUCCCAGCAAUAUGAUCCUAUAUGUGAUGGCGUGGAAUCUAAGAAGCCUGGCUCUAGUAACAAUCCUCCAGGUCUUAAAUCAAAUUCAUUGGGACCGAAAAGUUCUGUAGAUGGAAAACCAGAACUACCAUUGAAAAACUUAUCCCCAUCAUCUUUUCCGGUUGGGCCUAAUGACACUGAUUUGCCUAUGACAGGCAGUUCAGAAGAACCAAAUCACAAGAGCCAACAGUCGAAUAAGCUGGAUACUGGUGCACAUGGUGAGGCUAUGGAAAACAAUGGGGGGACUGAGGAAAGGAAGCAAGCCCAAGAGGAGAACCAAAAGGAACAAGAAGUGCCCUUCAGGAAUGCAGAUGGAGAUGCUGGGGAGGAUGACGGCAAGAAAAGCAAAGAUGCGAAGGGUAUUCGAGCAUUUAAAUUUGCACUUGUGGAGUUUGUUAAGGAACUUCUGAAACCCACGUGGAAGGAAGGUCAAAUCAGCAAAGAUGCUUACAAAACUAUAGUAAAGAAGGUGGUCGACAAAGUGACUGGUGGGCAGGGUGCUAAUAUUCCUCAGACACAAGAGAGAAUUGAUCAUUAUCUGUCAUCUUCAAAACCAAAGCUUACUAAAUUAGUGCAGGCAUACGUGGAAAAAACUCAGAAGGGCUAAAUGAAGCAUAGAAUUUCAUUGUUUAUUUUGUUCAUUUUCUUUAUUUCAUACACCAGGUGGUUUAUGAUAUUCCUUUUGUACUACAGCCUCUAGAAAUAUUAUUUUUCCCCUUCAUGUUGAUGUGAUUCAGUUGCUGAUAAGCUAACCUUUUAACUCAUGCUUGUAAAUAUACCCGAGCUUUUUUUUGAAAGACUUGUGGUUUAACUCUUCAGUGUGAUUUUGGGGAUUUUUGGCUGGUAA